Messenger RNA from Prunus armeniaca (apricot), 2436 nucleotides. NCBI's taxonomy places the organism in Eukaryota, Viridiplantae, Streptophyta, Magnoliopsida, Rosales, Rosaceae. The record is from the annotation of a GenBank genome assembly.
AUGAGCAACGACAAGGAUAGCAUGAACAUGUCUGAUCUCGCCGCUGGUGCUCUGAACGAAGAGGAUCGAGCAGGCCUCGUUAACGCUCUCAAGAAUAAGAUACAGAGUUUGGCCGGGCAGCACUCUGAUAUCCUCGAGAGUCUCUCUCCUGUAGUCAGAAAGCGUGUUGAUACCCAACAUGAUGAAUUAGAAGCAAAGUUUUUUGAGGAGAGAGCAGCCCUGGAAGCCAAGUAUCAGAAAUUGUACCAGCCUUUGUAUAGCAAGAGAUACGAGAUCGUAAAUGGUGUUGUGGAAGCUGAAGGAGCUACUACUGAAGCAGCAAAUCAAGAGGAUAACGCUGCAGAGGAGAAAGGAGUGCCUGAUUUCUGGCUCAAUGCAAUGAAAAACAAUGAAGUGCUAGCUGAGGAGAUUACUGAGCGUGAUGAAGGGGCCCUUAAAUAUCUUAGGGACAUCAAGUGGUUUAGGAUAGACAAUCCCAAGGGGUUCAAACUUGAGUUCUACUUUGACACCAACCCCUUCUUUAAGAACUCUGUCUUGACAAAGAUAUAUCACAUGAUAGAUGAAGACGAACCCAUUCUUGAGAAAGCAAUAGGGACGGAGAUUGAAUGGUAUCCAGCAAAAUGUUUGACACAGAAGCUCCUUAAGAAGAAGCCUAAGAAGGGAUCUAAGAAUGCUAAGCCAAUCACUAGAACUGAGAAUUGCGAAAGCUUCUUCAACUUUUUUAGUCCACCUCAAGUUCCUGAGGAUGACGAAGAUAUUGAGGAAGAUGCUGCUGAGGAACUCCAAAACCAGAUGGAACAGGAUUAUGACAUUGGUUCUACCAUUCGAGAUAAGAUCAUCCCCCAUGCUGUUUCAUGGUUUACGGGAGAAGCUAUCCAGGGAGAUGAUUUUGGAGACUUGGAAGAUGAUGAAGACGAUGACAUUGAAGAUGAAGAUGAUGAUGAGGAUGAUGAGGAUGAAGAUGAGGACGAAGAUGAUGAUGAAGAUGAUGAAGAUGAUGAUGAAGGCAAAACCAAAAAGAAGACAUCAGCUGCUCACAAGAAGAGUGGAAGAGCACAACUUGCGGACGGUCAGCAGGGCGAGCGGCCUCCAGAAUGCAAACAGCAGUUUUGCCUUGCUUUGCUCUUCUCUUAUUUGAUUCUGGAGAAGCUGGGCUGUGGAGGCUUGGAAACUUGGAGGUUGUUGCCUAUGGCAAGGCUUCUCCGAAACGCUCUUUCUAUGAAACGUUUUCUAUUCCCACCACAGGUACAUCGGAGAGGAAUAUUGGGGCCAUCUACUCAGCUUUGCAAUUUUUCUUCUAAAGGCAGAAAGAAAUCUAAGUCAGAUGGAAGUGACUCCAAUGAAGAGAAUAUGUCCAAGAAAGAUUUAGCUCUGCAGCAAGCCUUGGAUCAGAUUACAUCCUCAUUUGGAAAGGGAUCUAUAAUGUGGCUUGGUCGGUCCGCCUCUCCUCGACAGGUCCCCGUGGUAUCCACGGGUUCUUUUGCUCUGGAUUUAGCACUGGGAACUGGUGGAUUUCCGAAGGGACGUGUUGUGGAGAUAUUUGGUCCUGAGGCUUCUGGGAAAACUACUCUUGCUCUACAUGUAAUAGCCCAAGCACAGAAGCAAGGAGGGUACUGUGUUUUUGUUGAUGCUGAGCAUGCCCUUGAUCCUUCACUGGCUCAGGCUAUUGGGGUAAACACUGAGAAUCUACUUCUCUCGCAACCUGAUUGCGGUGAGCAAGCCCUUAGUCUUGUAGACACUCUAAUCCGGAGUGGUUCGGUUGAUGUUGUAGUUGUUGACAGUGUGGCUGCCCUUGUGCCUAAAGGUGAACUUGAUGGUGAGAUGGGUGAUGCUCAUAUGGCUAUGCAGGCUAGAUUAAUGAGCCAGGCGCUUCGCAAAUUGAGUCACUCCUUGUCUCUAUCGCAGACAAUAUUAAUCUUUACAAAUCAGGUGAGGUCGAAGAUUUCUACUUUUGGAGGAUUUGGUGGGCCAACUGAAGUUCCUUGUGGCGGCAAUGCUUUGAAGUUUUAUGCUUCAGUGCGACUUAAUAUUAGGAGAAUAGGGCUUAUCAAGAAGGGUGAAGAGACUUUAGGAAGUCAAGUUCAAGUGAAGAUAGUGAAGAACAAACUUGCUCCUCCAUUCAGAACUGUUCAAAUAGAGCUGGAGUUUGGUAAGGGUAUAUGUCGCGAAUCAGAGAUCAUAGAAUUGGGAGUGAAAAACAAAUUCGUCACAAAGUCUGGUUCACAUUAUAAUUUAAAUGGUCAAAAUUUCCAUGGCAAGGAUGCUCUGAAAAGGUUUUUGGCCGAGAAUAACACUGCUAUGGAAGAACUUACAACAAAGCUUAGGGAGAAGCUAGUAGAUGUUGUGACAGACAAUGAAGCAGAAACAGAACCCAUGGAGGAAAUUGUUUCACCUGAUUCUACUGAUGAAGAUGCAGUUACGGCAGUCGGAACGUAA